This is a messenger RNA of Mercenaria mercenaria, 3510 nucleotides long. RefSeq lists its product as uncharacterized. Bases 1 to 3510 code for a protein of 1169 amino acids. Lineage: Eukaryota; Metazoa; Mollusca; Bivalvia; Venerida; Veneridae. Gene Ontology annotation, molecular function: zinc ion binding; nucleic acid binding. The record is from RefSeq and is a predicted model, not a curated record. The transcript is spliced from 2 exons.
AUGACUACCGAAGACUCUAAUAUGGCAGUGCGAUCCUCUUCUCGCGAACGAACAUUAACUGAGAAGGGUUUAGGGUACCACAUUUCUCAGCAGACUAUUAAGUUUCGGUCAGCCAUAUCAGCAUGGAGGGGUAUUGCCAAUAAGUUACAAGUGUCAAUGUCUGAUAACACUGAUAUUUCUGUUAUCCGUGAAGAACGCAAUAAGCUUCAAGAAAAUUUUCAUUCUCUGUCUAGUGUUGAUCUUGAUCUGAAUUUUCUUUCAUCUGGGGAACAAUCACAUUCCACUGAGUUUGUCAAUAUAGAAACUUACCAUCAUGAACUAAUGAGAGACAUUGGGUAUCAGACUUUGUACCUCAGAGUUCUGAUACAGUUUUUUCCCGCCACCAAUCCUUCUCUAGAUAGGACAGCAGACAUCACUAAUACCGACAGUGCACAUAUACCUGUCCAUAAGCCUAUCAUAGCCCCUAUACCAUCUAUUUACCAAGUGGUUCCACCCAAAGGGCCCAGUGAUCAAAGUCUAAUUGAUCUUGCAAAGACGCUUGCAGAACAAGUUUCACUGAAUAGGCUACCUUCACCCGAGCCCGGUGUAUUCUAUGGCGACCCCAUUCAGUAUCCUUCAUGGAAGCUAGCGUUUAAAACUCUCAUAGAGAGUAGGCAAAUUCCUGAUGCUGAGAAAAUCCACUAUUUGAAGAAAUAUAUUGGUGGUCCUGUUAAACUAGUUGUUGAAAACUACACCCUGUUAGCCAGUGAUGAUGCAUAUGAUAGCGCUAGGAAGCUACUAGAUGAAAGGUAUGGGGACCCAUUUAUUGUGUCCAAUGCUUUUAGAUCAAAACUUGACUCCUGGCCAAAGAUAAGUCCCAAGGAUGCCAGUAGCCUUUUAAAAUUUUCAGACUUUUUAAGACAGUGUCUUGCAGCAAUGCAAAGCAUCCCUCAUCUAAGCGUCCUUAAUGACCCUGCUGAGAAUCGUAAGAUGUUAGCCAGGCUUCCAGAAUGGUUAGUCUCCAGAUGGAACCGUGUCGUGGUAGGUCACAAGGAAUCCCAUAACGAGUUUCCUCCCUUUCAGUCAUUUGAAUCCUUCAUUUCAAAGGAAGCCAAAAUUGCUUGUAAUCCAGUCACUUCUGUUCAGUCCAUCAAGGGUGACAUGGGAAAUCAUGGAAGUGAGGUACCUGAGAAACGGAUACGGGCGGAACAGAAACCUUUGCUUAAGGGAAGAUCCUUCUUAACUGGGAUCGAUGAGGGUAAGAAUCCCUCUAAGGGCCAUCCCAGGCGUAAUUUUUCUGAUUUCCAAUGUUUUUUCUGUGAAAGGCCAGGUCAUGAACUCGAUCUUUGUAGAAAAUACCUAGCUAAGACACUUGAGGAACGUAAAUCGUUUGCUCGGGACAAAAACCUCUGCUUUGGUUGUCUUUCUCCUGGUCACCUAUCUAAGGGAUGUAAAAGGAGAAAACAGUGUAAAACCUGUUCCAAAUUCCAUCCUACCUCGCUUCAUGGAGACAAAAGAGGGACCUCUGAUGUCACCAAGGACAAAGGCCAGACUGAUAAACUGGAAGAGACUCAGAAGUCUCAGGCAAUGCUUUCAGAUUCGUCAUGUCUCAAUGGUACUAGUUGUAAUAGUAAAUGUUCUAUGGUAGUCCCCGUAUUUCUUUCUCAGCAUGAUAACCCAAACUUAGAGAGACUGGUCUAUGCCAUGCUAGACACCCAAUCCGACACAACCUUUGUCCUAAAUGACACUUGUGAUGCAUUGGGACUGACUGGCCCAAAGGUAACACUGAUCCUGUCCACUAUGUCUUGCAAGGAUACCAGAGUGGAAAGCGCAAGGAUUGGUGGCCUUGUGGUUCGCGGGUUUGAUAGCUCUGUGAAGAUAUCUUUACCUGAUGCCUUUACUAGAGAGGUUAUACCAGCUAACAGAUCACAUAUCCCUACUCCAGAAAUAGCCAAACACUGGCCACACCUAAAUGGCAUAGCUGAAAGGUUAAUGCCAGUUGCUGAUUGCGAAGUUGGAUUACUCAUAGGAUACAAUUGUGCUCGUGCCUUAAUGCCACGCGAAGUAAUUCCUCCCAUUGAAAGAGGACCAUUCGGUCAACGUACGGAUCUUGGGUGGGGAAUAGUUGGUAUAGUUGAUAAGUUUGCAGACAAUCAGGAUGACUGCAUUGGACUGAGCCAUCGAAUUUGUACCCUUGAAGUGCCACCAGAUCUUGCCCCUAAAACAGGCCAACAUAGUCUGACAAAUGAGGUAGCAUUUUCCUUUAGAACUCGGGUCAAGGUUGCCAGUCCUGUUGAAAUAGCAAAGGCUAUGGAGUUGGAUUUUUGUGAAAAUCAAGUUACUUGUACGUUGAUCUCUCAAGAAGACCAAAGAUUCUUGGAGAAAAUGAAUUCUGAUAUCAAGUUCGUCGAUGGCCAUUAUACAAUGCCCUUACCAUUCAAGGGUGACCCACCAAACUUACCUAACAAUCAAUAUAUGGCUCUCCGUAGGUUAGAAGGUCUUAAAAGGCGUUUACAGCGUGACAGCGACUACCGCAGACUUUAUGAACAGUUUAUGAAUAGCUUGAUUAAAAUGGGUCAUGCUGAAGUUGUGAGUGACUCUGACCUACAAGUUGUCAAUGGCCACGAGUGGUACAUACCCCAUCAUGGUGUUUUUCACCCAAAGAAGCCAGGCAAGCUUCGAGUAGUUUUUGAUUGUAGUGCUGUGUUUAAUGGACAAAGUUUAAACAAUCACCUUCUACAAGGUCCUGACUUAACAAACACCCUUAUUGGAGUCCUCUGUCGCUUUCGCAUGGAAAAGGUUGCAUUUGCGUGCGACAUUGAACAAAUGUUUCAUCAAUUUAGAGUCGCCGAGAAAGAUCGAAACUACUUGAGGUUCUUUUGGUGGUCAGAUAGUAGUAUGAAACAACCUGUAAUGUAUCGUAUGUGUGUUCACCUAUUCGGCGCCAGUUCUUCCCCUGGUUGCGCAAAUUUUGGGUUAAAACAGAUUGCCAAGGACAAUGAACUUGAGUUUGGAGAAGAAGUAGCUAACUUCUUGCGACACAAUUUUUAUGUGGAUGAUGGACUCAAGUCUGUUCCUUCUGUCGAAGAAGCUAUUCGCAUGAUAGAUUCUAGUCAGGCAAUGUGCAAAAGGGGCGGUGUUAGAUUGCACAAAUUCUUAAGCAAUUCUAAGGAAGUUAUAAGUCACGUGUCACCAGAAGACAGGGCUAAUGGACUUGCAGAUUUUGAUAUUCUUACUGAUAGUUUUCAUGUUGAAAGGACAUUGGGCGUUCAAUGGUGUAUCGAGUCUGAUUGCUUUCAGUUCAGAAUAGUCUUGAGUGACAAACCUUUAACCAGAAGAGGAGCUCUGUCCACGGUUAGCUCCGUAUAUGACCCUUUGGGAUUUAUUUCACCAGUUAUCCUUGUAGGCAAGCAGAUACUGCAGCAGCUAUGUGCACAGAAUGCAGACUGGGAUGAUCCAGUUCCUGACAACUUAAAAUCAAAAUGGGAGCAGUGGAGAAAUGAGCUUAACAUUCUUGGUCACUUAGAAUAA